UGGGCAAAAGAUGCGCACUCCGCUGCCGCGCCUCUCCCGCCCGCUUUCCGUUCUUGAGCAACCGGGCAGGAAAAGGGCUGCCGCUCUCACUGCAUAAAUACUAGAGCCCCGACCGAGCGGACAGCCUGCUGCGCGGCGUUGACCCGUCCAAAAGCACAGCAUGUUUGGAAAUCCCACCAGGACGAGGCAGCCGAACUAUGAGGGAAAAGAAUACGAAGCAGGAAAGUUUGCUACUAUUGAGCACAAUGGAGAAACAUUUGAUGCUGCCUGUCUUGAAGCUGUGGCAAAACUAUAUAAAUACUUUGAAGGAAGCAACAACCAAGGGGCUAAGAUGAGUGUGGUAGAUCCAGUGUGUAUCACUGCAUUGCUUGCGGAUGAUGGGUCACUGCAGCUGAAGGUGAAAGUCUCGCUACAGAUUCCAAGCCAGUUCCAGGCCAGUCCUCCUUCACCCGCUGAUAAGAGCAUCCAGAUUGAACAGAGAGGGGAAACGGCUGUUUUCUUCAUGACAUUUCACGGCAAUGCCAAAGGAGAGAACUAUAAGAAUUAUGCAGCUCAGCUGAGAUCUGCAGUAGGAACUGAGAAAGCUGACCACAAAGAGCUAUAUAUUUUCAGCAGCUAUGAUCCCCAAAACAAAUCCUUCGGGAAUCGCCAUGAGGUUUCACUGCAGAAGAAGUGAGCAGUCCAAAAACAAGAAAGAUACCCCAAUUGGGGAAGGUGGAAGAAGGAGGAAAAUAUCCACAGGUGCUAUAGAAAGCUGAUGUGUGUUUUGAAAUUUACCCAGCAUGUUUUGAGCAUAUUGCUUUUUAUCAAAGGUUGUUCCAGCUUUGCUGCUUUCUUUCAUAAGCCAUGAGUUGCAUUUCUUGGGCUGUUUCCCAUCCAAAACAGAAUAGCAGAAGUAAAAUACCAUUAAUAAAGAGAAAUGCACUCAAAAAGCAUUGGGUGAACCCAAAAAUAAAUACCGUAAAUCAGUGGAGGGUUUUUUCUGACACCAAAACAAGUUUACCUCAUUGUUGAUAGGCUGUUCGCAUUCUACUAUCCCACCUUAGUUCAGAAUCUAAAUAAAAACU
Molecule: messenger RNA, 1067 nt
Organism: Podarcis raffonei (Aeolian wall lizard)
Lineage: Eukaryota; Metazoa; Chordata; Lepidosauria; Squamata; Lacertidae
Gene: HEBP1
Product: heme binding protein 1
Exons: 4
Coding region: 161-676 (171 amino acids)
Source: RefSeq, a predicted model, not a curated record